Messenger RNA from Branchiostoma floridae (Florida lancelet), 384 nucleotides. RefSeq names its product cytochrome P450 2U1-like. The coding region runs from base 1 to 384 and encodes 127 amino acids. The transcript has 3 exons. Gene Ontology annotation, molecular function: heme binding; oxidoreductase activity, acting on paired donors, with incorporation or reduction of molecular oxygen, reduced flavin or flavoprotein as one donor, and incorporation of one atom of oxygen; iron ion binding. Gene Ontology annotation, biological process: xenobiotic metabolic process. The record is from RefSeq and is a predicted model, not a curated record. Lineage: Eukaryota; Metazoa; Chordata; Leptocardii; Amphioxiformes; Branchiostomatidae. Gene Ontology annotation, cellular component: intracellular membrane-bounded organelle; cytoplasm.
AUGACCAUCCCUCACGCCACGAGCAACGAUACAGCAUUCAGGGGGUACAACAUCCCAAAGAACACGUCGGUAACAGUAAACAUCUGGUCCGUGCACCAUGACCCAAAUCUGUGGCCGGAGCCGGACAAGUUUGACCCCACUCGCUUUAUUAAUGACGAGGGCAAAUAUUUCAAGAAGAAUGAGGUUAUUGCUUUCUCCAUGGGCCGACGUGUCUGUCUUGGUGAACAGCUAGCCAGGAUGGAGCUCUUCCUCUUCUUUACAUCUCUGCUGCAGCGCUUCACCUUCAAGCUGCCAGAGGGCGCUCCUAAACCUUCUGAGAAAGGAAUCCAUGCAGCAUUGCAUCACCCUGUGCCCUUCAAGCUAAUUGCUGAACCAAGGGAAUGA